Molecule: messenger RNA, 2484 nt
Organism: Moesziomyces aphidis
Lineage: Eukaryota; Fungi; Basidiomycota; Ustilaginomycetes; Ustilaginales; Ustilaginaceae
Source: the annotation of a GenBank genome assembly
AUGUCGUACCAUCUUUCAUUCACAGGUGCUGCCAACGGUACACCCAACGGCGCACCCAACGGUGCUGCCAACGGCCAUGCUGCCGUGUCGGCACCGCCCCACCCCACGCAGGAGCAGAUCGACGCCUCGGCGCGCAAGUACUUUCUCUUUGGCUCGCCCAUCUCGCACUCUGCCAGCCCGGCAUUCCAGAACCUGAUGCUGCAGUCGAUUGCGCCCAUCGGCUUCCCGGGCUCGGAAGCGCAGACGUUCCACCCGACGUACUCGCUCAAGGAUACGAAAUCGGUCGACGAGGCGCACCUGUACGACCUCGUUCGCAAGGACCCGCUCUUUGCCGGUGCGGGCGUGACGAUGCCGCUCAAGGUUGCGGUGACCGCAACGCUCGGACCCAAGGGCGUGAUCGACGAGCUGAGCGAGGCGGGCAAGGCGACGCAGACGGUCAACACGAUCAUUUCGACCCCCAACGGAGCGGGCCGAAAGAUGGUGGGGACCAACACGGAUUACUUGGGCAUUGCGCAUGCGGUGCUGCGCGGAGUGGCAGAGUGCAAUGCAGAGGACAGGGUGACCAAGUAUCUCGACCCGCAGCUCGGCGUCAAGGCGAGGUACGUCUUCCCGCGCAACAAGGCGGGCAAGCCGUAUGCGGCGUUCAUCAUCGGAUCGGGCGGCACGUGCAGGUCGGCGGUGUACGCGGUGAGCCAGAUGGGUCUUUCGCCGAUCUAUCUGCUGAACCGCGAUGCGGACGAGACGCAGGCGGUGGUCGACCAUUUCGGUGCUACGGUGGAUCUGCGGCCGCUGCGCUCGGUCGAGGCGUACGAGCGCGAAGCUGCGCUGCGCGAGUCGGGCGAGAUUGGCCAUGUGGCAUGUGCGGUCGGAGCCAUCCCGGCGUUCGCCCCGCAGACCGAGGAUGAAAAGAUGGUCUACACGCUCGCACACAGCUUCUUUGCCGAACCCUACACUGCGCUCGGUGAAGAGCAUGCCGAUCUGCCGCAGGAAGGGGAGGAGAAGUUGGUGGCCCUGCCGCUGCCGGCCAAGAGGCCGUUUUUGGACAUGUGCUACAAGCCGCGUCAGACGCCGUUGCUGCUCGAGGCGGAAAAGCAGGGCUGGCUGCCAGUCGGCGGUGUAGAGGCCAUGGUCGAACAGGGACUCGCACAGGCACGCAUGUGGGCCGCUACCGCAAAGGCGUUCGAGCAGGGCAAGACGAGCUUUGACCCGAUCCCGUUCGCCGUCAAGGCAGGCGACGAGGGCCCGAUCGGACUCGAGAUCGAGGAGCAGGCUCGCGAUCUCGUGCGUGCCAUGCUGGACAUCAACGGCACUAGGUAUCGUCCUGUCGACCAAGAUAUCAUCGCAAUGUUGGCGCAACCUUCGUAUUCGAUCUUUACGCACUCGGUGGGCUACCACACGGCGGGGCAUACGUUGUCGGACAAGCUGGAGGCGGUGGCGCAGGCGGGGAUGGAUGGCAUCGAGCUGUUCACCGACGACCUGUGGACGUUUGCCCAGUCGGAACUGUUUACGACGCUGUCGAGGGGUGGAGAGCUGUUGACGCCGCCGGAUAGCCCGUUGGCCAAGCACGCGUGUGUGGGCAAGCAGCGCGUGUGGAAUGCGUACGGCGAGUGUACGCAGCAGGAGGCGGAGCGCGAGGUGGAGGCGGCCAAGUGGGUCAAAGCGAGGUGCGACGAGCUCGGGUUGAAGGUGUACUGUCUUCAGCCGCUCAGGGAUGUAGAGGGGUGGGUCGAGGAGGAGAAGAGGGCGGAAGCGAUGAAGAGGGUGGAGAGUAGAUUUGCGGUCAUGCAGGCGCUGGAUACGCAGCUUUUGCUCGUCUGUUCGCAAAACACACCCGCGCCUGCAACGACGGGCGAUCUCGAGGCACUCAAGAGGGAUUUCACACAGAUCGCCAACAUGGCGGAGCGAUUUACACUGCGAACCGGACACGAGGUUCGGGUGGGAUUCGAAGCGCUGGCGUGGGGAUCGCACGUGGACAAGUGGACGCAAGCCUGGGAGGUGGUCAAGUCGGUGGAUCGCAAAGAGGUGGGCUUGAUCCUGGAUGCGUUCAACACGCUCGCACGCGAGUACGCCGAUCCUUGCUCGUCCACCGGCAUCCAAGAGCCAGCCGCACAAACACUGCUCCGCCUCGGCGAGAGCCUGGAUGGCAUCGUCGAGGUGCCCGGGGAUAAGAUCUUUCUGCUGCAGAUCGGAGAUGCCAAGAAACUGCCCACACCACUUCUACCGUCCCCAAGGGAGGGUGAGGAGCGACCGAGUAGGAUGAUCUGGUCGCGAUCGUCGAGACUCUUCCCAUGCGAGUACGACCAGGGCGCAUUCAUGCCCGUCCCCGCAUUUGUCGACAGGGUCGUCAAGGCAGGGUACAAGGGUCCGUGGUCGAUCGAGGUGUUCAACGACUCGCUCAACGAUACCAGCAGGCAUACGACGAGGAGCCAUGCCACGCGCGCCAGGGCCGGCUUGGAUAGGCUGGUAGAGCAUGUCUUCAAGUGA